Uranotaenia lowii is the source of this 9253-nucleotide messenger RNA. Its product is annotated as exostosin-1-like. The record is from RefSeq and is a predicted model, not a curated record. NCBI's taxonomy places the organism in Eukaryota, Metazoa, Arthropoda, Insecta, Diptera, Culicidae. Gene Ontology annotation, cellular component: Golgi apparatus. The coding region runs from base 1306 to 2220 and encodes 304 amino acids. Gene Ontology annotation, molecular function: acetylglucosaminyltransferase activity; glucuronosyltransferase activity. The transcript is spliced from 2 exons.
GGGAACAUCGCCCAAUCAGUCUCGGUUCGUUCGUCUGUUCUGUCGCAUCCGUGAGGGACACAGAAGUGAAGUCGUCGUCGUCGGUUCGGUUUGGGCCGUGUCUCGGUGUCAUCUUCUCCGAUUGAUGACUUGCUGUGAUGGCAGCUCGAUUUGAGAGGCUUUUGUUAUUGUGAAGAAAUUUGUGUGUUUUUGUGGCGGUGAACCCAAACGGGAAUUAUCUGGGAAGGUUAAAGUGAUCCGAUUAGAGGAUGGAGUUUUGGGAUCUGGAGUGCUUAUAAUGGAAUCCGUGACAUCCGGAUUUGCGACGCUUUGACGGUUUUGUAUAUCAGCAAGAUCCGGUCCGGGAGAUUCCGAUCCCAAUGGUUCAUUAGGGAGCUCGGACAUAGUUUCCCCAUAGUCAAAUUAACCAAUCGGUCGUGUUCCGGGAGGUGCUGCCGAUGAUGGGGUCGGUUUUAUGCUGCGGCCCCAUGUAAAUAAUGUAAAUGUCAGAAUGUAACAUGAUGGCUAUCGAAUGUCAUGCAAAACGGCCGUGUUUUUUCUCGGAUGUUUGCUGAGCCGGACGAAUCCAUCGGCGGAUUGCUGCGGGACUAGGCUCGAGGAUGGGAGGACCUCGGAAUGAUGGGAAAUCGAUCGCCGAGUGUUUGUUAUUGUAACAGAUUUCCAAUCUGCUAAGAUGUUUGACUGCAUUCCCGUGCAGCAGCGAAUGUAAACAAAUGCUUCAGAAAACAUGAUUCACGCGCUCUUGUUUUCGAGAAACCAUCCUGCCUGAAUGCCGAGGGAGUUAGUUCCAAAUAAAAUGGGAUUAAAAAUCAAUACUGGGUGCCGUUUUGUGUAUGUUUUCUAAACAAAAAUCCCCUGGCCCGGCGUUCUUUCGCUGUAGUUCUCUGGGGCGUGUUUAGUGUAUCGAGGGAAAGUAUAUUAUGGUCUAGAAAUACACAAUAAGUGUAAUAUGAAAAUCAGUGUAUAAAAUAUCUGUUUCUGUGAAUCAAAGAGAAAUUAAAUGUCGUCAUAAAAUAGCAAUAAAACAAGUGUUUGGUAAAUGAGGCAAAUUCAUUAUUCAAAUUUCAACAUGAAUCAUUGCUUCAUGGGGCCCGAAUGGCACAGUAAUAAAUGUGCGUCGUCGUCCUCGGCUAAAGUGUGAGUUCGUGUGGCCAAUUUACCAGUGUGCAAUCCAACGCCAAGCCUGAGGCAAGAGGAUGAAAACGUGAAUAAUUCAAUGCUAAUCUAAUAAUACUUGGGGCGCGUUUGGGUGAAUAUUGCUGCAGUCACGCAGAAAAUCAGAGAGGCCCCACCAAAAUCACCAAAAUGCAGGCUAAAAAGCGAUAUAUACUGGUGAUCAUUUGCUGUGCGUUCCUGGCUCUAUGCUAUUUCGGAGGCUACCGGCUCAAAUGGUUGCAAAAAUUGUUUGCUAUCAGCGUCCGGAAAAAUCCCUCCAAACUACCGUCAUAUCAUCAGCUGCACUACCAGUUUACAGACAAUGUAGCAGAGCAUCCACAGAAGAAGGGUGACGACCUCUUUGCCCACCCACCUUUCGAGUCCAAAUACCUGGGCGACUCGCUUCCAACUCCACUCAGAACCUGUCGCAUGGAGAGUUGCUUCGACUUCUCCCGCUGCUCCGACCAAAACUUCCUAGUCUACGUCUAUCCACCGGAACCUCUCAAUUCCCUCGGAGCUCCCCCUCCAAUCUCCCCCAACUAUCAGAAAAUCAUUACCGCCAUCCAAGAAUCCCGGUACUACACCACAGACCCGGAGAAAGCCUGUCUUUUUGUCCUAGGAAUCGACACCCUGGACAGAGACUCUCUGAGCGAAGACUACGUCAGAAACGUGCCCUCCCGGCUACAACGGCUGCCCCAUUGGAACAACGGCCGGAACCAUAUCAUAUUCAAUCUCUAUUCCGGCACCUGGCCCGAUUACAACGAAAACGGCCUGGGCUUCGACCCCGGUCAGGCUAUUCUGGCCAAGGCCAGUAUGAGCGUGCAGUUGCUGAGGCCGAACUUCGACGUCAGUAUACCGCUGUUUCAUAAGCAGUUUCCGCUGCGCGGUGGCAAUACUGGUUUCGUGGCCAGUAACAACUUUCCGGCCAACAAGAAGUACCUGCUGGCGUUCAAAGGGAAAAGCCACCGCCUGCCGCAAACCGCCCCACCAACCGCCUUCACCAAUCGCCCACACCAACCGCCAACACCCGCCACCAAACCGCCUCGAACCACAACAAGCAAAUGAAAAUUUAUAAUGUGAUAGUGAAGAAAAGAAAUAAUGUUGAAAUCCAAAUAUUGUAAGCAUUAAGUAAUGAAAAAAUUAUGAAUAAAUAGUGAGGAGGUUUUAUGCCUACGGGAGCAUGAUUUUGAAGAAAAAAAUCAACUCCCGCGGGCUUUUCCCUGCUCUUGAAAAAAAAAAAAAAAAAAAAAGUUUGGAUGCUAAAUGCGUAAUUAUAUUUCUAAUGAAUCAAUUUAAAUGUUCGUUUGAUUUUGCUAAUAAACGAACAAAGUCGGGCACCCCGGCAAGCUAUGUCUUCUUAUCUUAUUAAUAUUCGAUAUCAGGGACUCAAUUUCUAUCAACAAGUGAGGAAUUUUUUGAAAAACUUUAGCAAAGCUAUGGACCUGGAAUAAGAUAUAGAGGUUUUGGCUUUAGUGCUGAGUCGAGAUUAUAACACUUGAUUAAUUUUACUCGUUUAUCAAAAUUUGAUAAAAAAUUUAAAAUUUUGAUUCAAGAGAAGAAGAUUUCGCUUAUAAUUUUAGGACCUGGGGGUGGGUUAAUCACCAAACCCCUUCCCCCCCUUCGUUCCUACGAUCAUGGCUCAUAUGAUUAUAAUCUUAGUUUUGUCUUGCUCUUUCAUAAGGAAAAGGAAUUGUUCAUGAAUAAUUAAUAAGUCACUCAAAGGCAAAUUUGCAAAUCAUCUCUAGUGGAAAACCAUGGGCCACGUAAUGUGGGGUAUCUUGGGCCUACCUUUAUACACAUUCAUAACUCACAAUACAUUUAUCCAUUUAUCCAACAUAUGUAUACAUAUGUUGUUUGGUCAGUUUUGAUUUGGUGGCCCACGAUUCCCCACUAUUUUUCAAAAUCCAAAAAAUAUUACUAUUUUUAAACAGUAGAAUAAUUUAUUUAAAAAGAAAUACCUUAUAAUACGUUAGAAAUGCAGAAAACCAUACCAUUAUUUUUUUUCAUUUUAUCUUUUAUAAUAAAGAAGUUAUGGAGUAAAGAUUGAAAAGUGGCACAUGAUACCCCACUCUCCCCUAUUAAUUCAUUUUUUGAUAUUGUUUUUUUUUCUAUUGUGUUUAUUUAGCAAUGUGAAUCAUGUUUUUCUUAAAUUUCAUACCGUUCUUUUGUUACUAAGAGCUCACACAUUAAAAUCUUGCAAAAGAAUUGCAUACUAACUACAUGGAAUAAAAUCGAAAAAACGAGUUAUUUGAAAUCAAAUAAUUGAAAAAAUCAGAAAUUUAAAGGAUGAUAAAUUUUAGAUUUUCAUCAGUCGGUUUUCAUUCUUGUUAAUGUUCCAAUUCGUUUUUAGAUGUCUUUGCUUCAUAAAGCCAUAUUUUCAUUUUUUUUUGUCUUUGUUUUUAUAGAAGGUAAAUUGAGUUAUAUUUUCUAGGAUGAUUCUCUAUGAUGGAAUUUCAUUCCACGCUUAGUUCUUCGAGAUUUCAUUAUUGGAUUGUGUUUUUCCGGUUUUCAGCUAUAAUAACACUAGUUUAUACCAUUUUUGAACUAAGAAAACUGAAGAUCACUUUUCACGUGGAAUCUGGCACUGAAUAUGAAAAUGAAAUUAAAAUAAUAUCUCAGUAGAACAAUUUUUGAGUUAUUCUCCGGAAAUUUUUAAUUAAUGAAAUUAGUGAAUUUACGAUCGAAAAAAAAAACACAUAAAAAUGGACUCUUAUAGAGAAAAUAACUGAGAACUUUUCUUCAUUGUUGUUAGCUUGAGACUCGAUGGUAACAUUUGACAAAUCUGAUUUUCUAUGGGCCAUAACGAUAAAUUAAAAACAAAGAUUUCAUGUGGCUGUUUAUUAAAAUUGGUUGAAAAUCGAAGAAGUUAUGGUUACCUUUCUAUAACAGUAUUGUCUAUUUUUUUGAAUAAUUCUACGAACCACAGUGUAUUUAUCUUAGUAUGUGAAGAAUUAAAAAUGAUAUCUUAAUCCCACUUGUUCCAAGCUGAAAUCGAUCAUAAGCUUACCAAAAGAUCACAUGCCAAAUUUCAGCAAGAUCUGAUCAUGGGAAGGGCUGUCCUUGAGUCUCAAGUGUUAAUGGAAUUUUAAGGUAUUUUGCUCGGAAGAAGCAAGAAUACUUUUUUCUUCACCAGUCGAUUGCUAAUUAAGAAUAAUUUUCUAAACUUAACUUGAGACAAAUAUUUCACCCUAGCACUGUAACACGAUUGAACUUAAAACAAAAAAGUUAUUGCGGUUGAAAAAUUGUAUUUUUGCCACAAAUUGUGCUAGUCCCAAAAUAAGGGUUUUUCAAAGUGUUGGAAAAUUUUAGAAUAACAUGAGGGUCAAAAAAAGGAAGUACAUAAGCCGUAAAUGUCAUGCAUUUCUCGAAAAAGAUACAACGGCUCACCGACAGGACUUGAACCCGCAAUCUCCGCUUCAGUAUCGGUAUCGUAUCGUGUUGGUCGAUUUUAUCAUUUUAUAUUUUUCAAGAAAUUCAUUAUGUUUACAGCUUAGGGGAAAUAAGGGCAUAAAGAGCACCCGGGGCAUAACAAGCACUUAUCUUUUCUACAACAGUACGUAUUUUCUUGAAUAAAUUGUCAUGAGGAUUUGUUUCGUACUCUACAGUGUUAAUUUAGCACCAAAAAAGAAAUAUAGUUAACAUCUUUACAGAAUAAGCUUUUAGCACCACGAAUAAGCUUUUAUAAUAUUUAAAUCAUCUUUAUCUUAAAUGUACGCUUUGCAACAUGAUUUACACAUUGUUUCUCAUUUUUCACUACCAUUAAAUUUUGUAUUUUUCACUUUAAUCAAUUCUAAAACGCGUUUUUACCUCAAUUCGUUGAUUCGGGCGAACAGAGCACUAUCAAUCGGGGCACGAUGAGCGUUUUCUGUCGGGGAAUCUUGCAGCGAAUUCAACUCGAUGAAGUCAACUGAAUAAUAGAGCUACAGCUUGACUUAUUUCAUCUGACGAUUUGGCCCUAUUGGGAAGGUUUCGUAGAGAUAAUCAAAAGACUCGAGUUCGAUUCCUGUUCGAGGUAAUUUUUUUUUAAAUAUCAUUCAUGAUUGGUUUUUUUGAUUGUUACAUUAUGCGGCAUAAUCCCCCAAACAAAGCACCGGGAACAUUAUGUAUGAGUGUGUGUGAAUUGUUUAAAUUAUACAAACAGACAUAGAUUAUUUUGUUAUUGCUUUGUUUGAUGGAUCUACGCCUCACCGUUAAGUGCAAAAUGUAUUGAUCAUGAAUGAUAAAUGAAGAAAAACAAACUCGACCAGGAACCGAACUCGAGUCUACUGAUUACCUCUCCGAUACCUUACCAAUAGGCCAAAUCGUCAGAUGAAACAAGUCAAGCUGUAGCUUUAUUAUUCAGUUGACUUCACUGAGUUGAUUUCACUGCUAGAUUCCCCGGCAGAAAACGCUCAUCGUGCCCCGAUUAAUGGUGUUUAUUCUGCCCCAGAGGAGGGUUCUCAUUAUGCCCCUACAGUGGCUGGUUUUCAAGUUACGGCAAAAAUUCUAAAAAUGAAUUUUUGAACGUUUUUGUGUACUUUUACAAGCUUCAGCCAAUUAGGCAAUAGACUAUUUGGUGACUGAACACGAAACAAUGAUUUAAUUAACAUUCUCUAUGGUUAAAUAAGCGUUUUUCUUAGGGUGGCCAUUAUGCCCUUAUCUCCCCUGUUCUUUCUUUUCUUUGACCCUCAUGUUUCUCUAAAAAUUUUCCAUCACAUUGAAAAUUUUAUAGUUUUCCGGUACGAAAUGUACCAAGACAGAAUCAUAACAUGAUAUCAUAACAAAAUAAGGCUUUUUUAUUAAACUCUUGGCUACUUUUUUGGAUUUCAAAAAUUAACAAGGGUUACAUAUAAAUUUAAAGCAAAGAUGCUUAUUGAAUACGUAACAAUACCCUCUUUUCAUGGAUUAAAAAAAGGAAUAAAAGAAUUUUUCCAAUCAUAUAAGCCGAAUCCAAUUAUUGUUUUCCGUAGCAGCAGCAACACCAAUAAUAACAACAACAACAACAACAACAACUACAACAACUAACAUCCAACCAUCAGCCAAAGCCAAUUGUUAUGAAUCUCAUUGGAAAAUAUCUCACAUACAAUCUCCUAAUCAAAAGCAGCUUAAUUCCGGCUGCAGCCAGCCAGGUCGAUUCGUUCCCUGAACUCGUUAUCGUCUUUUCGGUGAAAUAAACUCUAUCGUUAUCACAUUCUCAACAUCUUCAUCCCCAAAGCAUGGUCUUUCCUUCGUUCGUUCGUCGUUAUUCGUUUUGCGAGAAAACGAUUCGAUUGAUCUGACCUUGACUCGAUAAGAUUUGAGAGAUGGGAUGGGAUGGAGGGAAAAUACUCAGGUACAGAGGGAGGGUCUUGUAUCAUUUCCCAGCUUUGAACUCAUUUUAUCAUCCACCCAAUAAACCCAUUUUUCCUAGCGUUGCCGGUGUUUGUGUGUGCGGUGGAGCUGCCGCCGUAAAAGGUUGAAACCGAAACCCCGAGCAGCAUUUGGAAUUCAUCGCACGUACUUUGGGGUACACCUAACCUGAACCCAGACCAGACGAAGGUAAGGGACCAACCCAAGGGCUUAUGACGACUCUUCGCUUCUACGCCGAACCUAACGAGGCUAAUACGCUGAAGGUACCAACUUCAACCAUCCCUCAUACCCCGCCCACUUUAGAUUUAAGAUGCUCCAAUCUUGCACCAAUAACCUCUAUUUUCCGAUUCCAAGGAAUCGAGAGAUGAUGAAAUACGAAGGAAAAGCUGCUCCUUUUCUAUGGACCCAUUUUUGAGCUCAUUGUAGUUUGUUGGAAAACAUCAUACGUACAUAUGAAUGUCCGAUUCUGCAUACACAUCGACUGGAUGGCAUCUUCCGCUCAAUGAAGCUCAAUCUCAAUUGUCCGGCCAUAUGUUAUCCCGUUGUAGGUCAGAUGAGUCUUUUGCUUAAUUGCUAAUACACCAGGCCACUGUUUGGCUUGGAUGACAAAUGAAAAUGACGACGGAUGUCGAUGUCACCGUCGACGACGACGACAAAGAUGGAACGAAACGAUAGCCUGUCGACAGACAGAUGAGGAAUGGCAAAAUUAUUAAAGCAAUUUAGGCAAAAUGCUUUUGCAUCAAUUGUGUUGAUCGCCGCGCGCCGUUGUCUGGCUGAAUGGACGCAAAACUAGAGACGAUGAACUUUGAAUGCAAAUUGCAAUAGGAUUGCGAUUUACGAACCAAAUGAGUCUGAGUAGUUUGCUAGACGAGUAGCUGGUGUAACAAAAAUUAUGCUGGCUGUUUAAAAAAAUAAUCUUAGGAAUACAAAAAUUAUUGUGAUCCAAUUUAUCUUUUCUUAAGAUCCCUGAUCCUGAUUCCGAUUUUAAUCCUGGAUUCGCAUACCAGACUCUGAUCCUGAAUCAUGAUCCCAGAUCCGGAUCUUAACUUUUAAGGGGGGGGGUAGGGUCUAACACUUUCAAAAAAUCGAUUUUUUUAUUUUUUUAUUUUCUUAUUGUAAAACAUUUCAAGAAUGUUGUGUCAAAUUUUCAAGUCAAUUGAAGCAAAACUGUAGAAGUUAUAGGCCUUUAUCUCCUCCUAUCUAAUACUGCAAGAAAGCAAGAGCUGAAACUUCAAAUACGUUUUUCUCGAAAGCACAUUUUUAAAGUCCGUGGACAUCGUCAUUUGAAAACUACUUAUCCGAUUCUUUUCAAAUUUGGAACAUAGUUUCUACAUAUGAAAUACCAGACCCCAACGUUUUUGUUUUUUGAUUUUUUUACUUUGGGGAGAUUUUAUAGGUGAAAAAUGGCGGAUUUUUAAGUCAAAAAUCGUAGUUUUUACUUCAAACAGCCACAAAAAUUUCAAAAAAAUAUUUUUAAGUUAAAUAAAAACGUUGGGGUCCAGAAAAACAUCUAUUAAAAAUAUUUUGCUCUGAUUUUUUGAAUUCAGAUGAUUCUGUGCUGAGAUACAGUGUCCACCGCAAAUCCUGUUUUCUAAAAGGCAUCCUCGAAAAUGCUCCGUCACCGGCUCAUUUUUCAAUAUUUUUCUACGAAAAAAUUACUAAAUGGUCUUUUAACAAUGCUUUGUAUAAUGCAAAAAAUUUGAAUACAUUUGUUUGAACGAUAGCUCUAGAAAAAAAUCAUGAAAAUGGUGUUUUUUUAUACCCGUUAGACCCUACCCCCCCCUUAAGUUCACUCACAAAUCAGAUUCUACUCCAAUAAUGAACUUCCUUGGAGGUGGAAUAAUCGGCGGUGGCGGAAGAAUUUUAACAAUAAACCAUCGUUUGCCAACCGACUCAGAUGGUGCACUGGAUAAAAUAUUGAACAGGCAAGCUGAGAUGAGAUGUUGCAGUGAGUUCGAUCCUCACAUCAUUUUUUAUUUUUAUUUUAUUUUUUUCUUGUUUAGUAUGAAUGAAGUGAUCAUACAUCAUUUUGCUUGGGAGCUCGAGUCUUUAUGCCAUUAGUGCUUUUCCAAUCAUAUCAUCUUUGGUACAGUACAUUUUUCAGUGCAUUUUCGGCACAGAGAUUUGCUUUAUAGGCAUUGGAAUUUCACAACCUCUUCCAAUGGUAUAGCGAGCCAAAUCUCCCCAUUUGUAAAAAUUUACCAAAAAAAAAAAAAUGAAAGUAGAAGAGAUAUUUACAGUUUCCAUAAAGAAAAGUGUUGUACACCGAAUGGUGAAUACAAACGACGUUUCUUUAAGAUUUCUGUCUUUUGAAACAUAGGACUCAUGAGAUGAGAAAAAUAACUUAAGAAAUUCACCGCAGCGUUAUAUCGUCGUUUGGUGUUAAAAGGGUCAAAUUUCGAUCCUUAUCCCAGGUCCUGGAUCAGAAUUUUGAAUAUAUAUAUUGUUCCGGAAAAUGAUCCUAAAUAUUGAUUCAGGUCGUGGAUUCCGAUACUUAUCCGUAAUCCUGAACCUGAUCAUGGACCCUGGACCCAGAAGUCAUGUCCUAAUACUGAUUACAGAUUAUGUACCAGGAUUCUGAUCCUGAUUCUUAAUCCUGAUCCCUUAUUUUAAAUACCUGAAUCUGAUCAUGGGUUUUGAUCCAAGGUCGUGAUCUUGAUCCUUAAUCUAAAAUUCUGAAAAAAAGGAAAAAGGUAAAGAAAAAAAUUCAAUAAAACAAAAUGAAAAAUAAAUAAAACAAAAAAAUAAAAUGAAACAAAAAAAUAUAUAA